Molecule: messenger RNA, 807 nt
Organism: Saccostrea cuccullata (small rock oyster)
Lineage: Eukaryota; Metazoa; Mollusca; Bivalvia; Ostreida; Ostreidae
Exons: 1
Coding region: 1-807 (268 amino acids)
Source: RefSeq, a predicted model, not a curated record
AUGAAUUACGAAACCUCUGAAAUCAGAAAACCAGGUCCAAAGAGGAAGUUGACAAGGUUCCAUGAGUUUUUAUUAACACUUCUCAGACUAAGACUUUCUGUUCCCUCCUUUUUGAUUGGUGAUUUGUUUGGUGUAUCAGAGACACGAGUAUCACAAAUAGUGUGUACAUGGAUAAACUAUAUGUUCCAGGUUUUUAAACCUCAACUGAAAUGGCCAUCACUACAGAGUAUCAGAAAACAUAUGCCAAGGUCUUUCAAACAGACAUUUCCUCGUACAAGAGUCGUCAUAGACUGUACUGAAAUAUUCAUUCAAAAGCCAAGGACACCUACUGCUCAAAGCCAAACGUACAGCAAUUACAAAGGACAUAAUACCUUUAAAUGCCUUGUUGGUAUAACUCCUACUGGUGCGUUUUCUUAUGUAUCUGAAUUGUGGGGUGGCAAUGUGUCUGACAGGUACAUUACAGCCAAUAGUGAUUUCUUGGAUUUGAUAUCUGCUGGAGAUGAGGUGAUGGCUGAUCGGGGUUUCAUCAUCAGAGACUAUCUAUUGGAGCGAAAGGCAAAGUUGGUCAUACCACCAUUUACACAUAAAUGUGGAUGGGGAAAAGGAAAACGGUUAAAUGCGAGUGAGAUUCGGAAAACAAGACAGAUAGCAAAACUACGAAUUCAUGUGGAACGUGCUAUACAACGUUUGAAAUCAUAUAAACUGUUAUCUGGCAUUUUACCAAUCAACUUAAAGCCAAUUGCAAGCCAGAUUCUUGUUGUUGCUGCAUUUCUAUGCAAUUUGUCAAAACCUCUUGUGAAAAAUUAA